Molecule: messenger RNA, 979 nt
Organism: Parathielavia appendiculata
Lineage: Eukaryota; Fungi; Ascomycota; Sordariomycetes; Sordariales; Chaetomiaceae
Exons: 2
Coding region: 289-858 (189 amino acids)
Biological process (GO): ribose phosphate metabolic process; nucleoside phosphate metabolic process
Molecular function (GO): ADP-ribose pyrophosphatase activity; ADP-glucose pyrophosphatase activity
Source: RefSeq, a predicted model, not a curated record
AUAACAAUUCAGUCUUUCGACCUCUUCGGCCGCCCACCGCAUUCCAGACUCGGCUUCCUCAAACUCACCUCGCACAUCUCCAAUUCCGCAGGCGAGACCCUUCCCGGCGCCGUCUGUACGUCGAAUUUAUGCUCUUUUUACCCCUUUGAACAUGUCUCGGGAGUCACAUAGUAGUCGACUUGUUUCCCAAAGCAGCACUGUUGCUCCCGAAAUACUCCCGAGUCACGCUUAAUACAGCCAAGCGAUGACUGAUACGGUUGGACAGUUCUGCGCGGCCCGUCGGUCGCGAUGCUCGUUACGCUCAUACCCGACGACAUCCCUUCUCGCCCACAAGGAAGUUCAAAAGCAGAUGGGCAGACGGACGAGGACGAGGAACGAUACGUCCUGCUGACGGUGCAGCCGCGCAUCGCGGCGGGCAGUCUGGCGUUUGUGGAACUGCCUGCGGGGAUGGUGGACGAGGGCGGGACAUUUGCGGGGCAGGCGGCGCGGGAGAUUGAGGAGGAGCUGGGGAUCGUGAUCCCGGAGCGCGACCUGGUUUGCUUGAGCGAUUUGGUCGAGCCGGUUGACGGUGGGGAGGGAGUGGAAGGAAGACAGCAAGCGGGGGAACUUCCCAGGGCGGUGUAUCCGAGUGCCGGGGGGUGUGACGAGUAUAUCCCGAUCUAUAUGCAUGAAAGAAGGGUUCCGCGGGCGCAACUUGGGAAGUGGACCGGGAAGUUGACGGGCCUGAGGGAGCAUGGGGAGAAGAUUACGUUGAAGUUGGUGAGGAUGAGGGAUCUGUGGAAGGAGGGCGCGAGAGACGCCAAGUGUCUUGCUGCCGUGGCACUGUGGGAAAGACUGAGAAGGGAAGGCAAGAUCUAGUAGACUGUGGUCUAUGCUUGAAUUUCUUGGCGAUCUCAAUCCCCUCGGCGAGGUUGGCUAUCCGCGCGUCGAUGGCAUAGCCCUCCGCUUCUAGCCUGAAACACUCCUCCCACAAAUCAGC